Messenger RNA from Cooperia oncophora, 857 nucleotides. The record is from the annotation of a GenBank genome assembly. NCBI's taxonomy places the organism in Eukaryota, Metazoa, Nematoda, Chromadorea, Rhabditida, Trichostrongylidae.
AUGAGGCCAGGUAAAGCGGAUGCGAAAUUCCGUCAAUUUAACAAAAUCGAGGAUGGGCGAGAAUGGGUAGAGGUUGUGAUCAUGGAACCGCUUGACUAUGAACAGGCUCAAAACUAUACCCUCACGCUCACCGCUACGGACGUGAACUCACAUGUGUCGUCAUCACGAUCAUUCACGGUACUUGUGAAGGACGUAAAUGACGUCGUGCCACAGUUUACGGUGGAUCUCUUCACAGGAACGAUUGACGAGGAGCUUACACCAGCUGAGUAUCUGGAAAGAUUCGAUCGAAAGCCGAUAACUACGGUGAAAGCGGUCGACACAGAUUCUGACGGUCCACAGAAUGAGAUCCACUACCGAAUACUUGAUGUGCCAGAUCCCAUGGGAGCAGGACUGUUCCGUAUUGACGAGUUGACUGGUGAGAUUUGGCCGAAUGCCAAAUUUGAUCGUGAGCAAAAGGAUAUGUACAUUCUUACCGUGGAAGCUCGAGACAAUCUACCGUCAGCUCUACCAGGAGCCGUGGGCCCAAACAAAGAUAAUGUGAAAGUCCAAAUCGUAAUCGGUGACGUCAAUGAUAACGCUCCAUCGUUUGAUGAGCCAAAAUACAUCGGAAAAGUGUUGGAGAAUGCCGAUCCUGGUCACGAUAUCAUUACUGUCAAGGCACAUGAUAUGGAUAAACACUCAACCUUGCGCUACGAUGUUGUUGCUGCUCAAGGAGGUCGGAUUCCAUUUGGUGCGCGAACGGACAGUGGAGCGAUUUUUGUCAAGGAACCACUCGACUAUGAACAGGAAUCGGUCUAUCAACUACGGUUGCUGGUCUCUGAUGGUCGUCACAAUGCAUCGACUGAUGUGUUCAUCUA